Messenger RNA from Aspergillus japonicus CBS 114.51, 1927 nucleotides. Its product is annotated as chaperonin-containing T-complex alpha subunit TCP1. Gene Ontology annotation, molecular function: ATP-dependent protein folding chaperone; ATP hydrolysis activity; ATP binding. The transcript is spliced from 6 exons. Gene Ontology annotation, biological process: protein folding. Bases 95 to 1795 code for a protein of 566 amino acids. The record is from RefSeq and is a predicted model, not a curated record. Lineage: Eukaryota; Fungi; Ascomycota; Eurotiomycetes; Eurotiales; Aspergillaceae. Gene Ontology annotation, cellular component: chaperonin-containing T-complex.
CAGCCACAAGCAAAGCAAAAGCAGUCCUGUUAGCUGUCGGAGCUUUUCUUCUCUUUUGCACCCUUCUCCUUAUCUCCUUGUCUGUUCCACAACUAUGGCAGGCAUCUUCGAGGCUCCGCGGAAUGCGGACACCCUUUUCUUGGGUGGGCAGAAAAUCACCGGUGCUGAUGUACGGGAGCAGAACGUCCUUGCCACGCAGGCGAUCGCAAAUGUCGUCAAGAGCUCCUUUGGCCCCUCCGGCUUGGACAAGAUGAUGGUGGAUGACAUCGGUGAUGUCACGGUGACGAACGACGGUGCGACUAUUCUCAGUCUUCUCGAUAUCGAGCACCCCGCCGGAAAAAUCCUCGUCGACUUGGCUCAACAACAGGAUAAAGAGGUUGGCGAUGGUACCACGUCGGUCGUUUUGAUUGCUGCAGAGCUCCUGCGAAGAGGCAACGAAUUGAUGAAGAACCGCAUACACCCCACGACCAUCAUCAACGGUUACAGACUCGCCCUGAGAGAAGCCGUCAAAUAUAUGAAUGAGAACAUCACUACGAAGGUUGAGACCCUUGGCAAGGACAGCCUGGUCAACAUCGCCAAGACUUCCAUGUCCAGCAAGAUCAUCGGUGCCGACGGCGAUUUCUUUGCCAACAUGGUCGUUGAUGCCAUGCUGGCUGUUAAGACCAUCAACCAGAGAAACGAGGUCAAGUACCCCGUCAAGGCAGUCAAUCUGCUGAAGGCACACGGAAAGAGCAGCAAGGAGUCGGUCCUUGUCAACGGCUACGCCCUCAACUGCACUGUCGCCUCCCAGGCCAUGAAGACUCGGAUAACCGAUGCAAAGAUUGCCUGCUUGGACAUGAACUUGCAGAAGGAGAGAAUGAAGCUUGGUGUUCAGAUCACAGUUGAUGAUCCCGAUCAGCUGGAGAAGAUCCGCGAGAGAGAAGCCGGCAUCGUCCUUGAGCGUGUUGAGAUGAUCCUCAAGUCCGGAGCUAAUGUCGUCCUCACCACCAAGGGUAUUGACGACAUGGUGCUCAAGCUGUUCGUGGAGAGAGGUGCCAUGGCCGUCCGCCGUUGCAAGAAGGAGGAUCUUCGCCGGAUCGCCAAGGCCACCGGUGCCACCUUGGUGAGCAGCCUGUCAGACUUGAAUGGUGAUGAAAAGUUCGAGGCCUCGAACCUGGGUCACGCAGAGGAGGUUGUGCAGGAGCGGAUAUCCGAUGAUGAGUGCAUCCUUGUCAAGGGCACUAAGGUACACACCUCGGCGUCGAUCAUCCUGCGGGGCCCCAACGAUUUCACUCUGGAUGAGAUGGAGCGUUCAGUGCACGACUCCCUUUGCGCCGUGAAGCGGACGUUGGAGAGCGGCAGCAUUGUCCCCGGUGGUGGUGCCGUCGAGACGGCUCUUCACAUUUACCUGGAAGAGUUCGCUGUCACAGUUGGCUCUCGCGAGCAACUCGCCAUCGGUGAAUUCGCCCAGUCCCUCCUGACCGUUCCCAAGACCUUGGCCGUCAACGCCGCCAAGGACUCGUCCGAGCUUGUCGCCCAGCUCCGCGUCCGACAUGCUCUUUCGCAGCGUGUGCAGGACGGUGAUGCCAACGAGGAGGAGAAGGCCAUCGCCAAGAAGAAGACCUACCGCAACUAUGGUCUCGACCUGACCAAGGGUCGUGUUCACGACACCCUCAAGGCCGGUGUCCUCGAGCCUAGCAUGGGCAAGAUCAAGCAGCUGAAGAGUGCCGUCGAGGCUUGCAUUGCCAUCAUGCGUAUCGAUACCAUGAUCAAGUUGGACCCGGAGAGGAAGGAGGAUGAUGGUCACGGUCACUAAAUCAAGCCUGUUGGUGUCUUGCUUGCUUUAGUCCACCCCUCUACCCCAAUUCCAUCUUUUCCCUGUUUCUUCAUAUGGAGUUCUUAGAUAUUUAGGAUGAAGGAAGAGGAAAAGUAUAAUCAAGAUAUGAAG